Messenger RNA from Linum tenue, 2089 nucleotides. NCBI's taxonomy places the organism in Eukaryota, Viridiplantae, Streptophyta, Magnoliopsida, Malpighiales, Linaceae. The record is from the annotation of a GenBank genome assembly.
AAUAAUGAAAGGUAACUAGUGAAAGGAACGACAUUGUGAACAAUGAGUGAAAGACCUUUAGUAGAAACAAGAAAGCUUCAAGAAUGUAUGCCUCAUUCUCCAUGAAUCAAGCUCUACUAAUUUAGCUUUGAUCAUGGAAAGACACAAUCAUAAACCUCCCACUCAACAAACCCAUUUCAUUAAAUAUUUACUGCUCUCCCUCACCACUCCCCACUCAAAAUUUAUUUCACCACUCCCAAGUCCUCCAUACAAGCUCCAACCAACGAUUUAUGGUGUGCAGUGCACAAGCAAAAACAUGGCUGCAGCAGAAACCAGCAAGCCCCUGCCUUUCUUCUUCACCAUCCUCAUCAUAACCUCCACUACCAUCCUUCUUUCUCCCCUCUCCGGCGCCAACUCGUCGUCGGAGUUCGGCAUCGAAGACGGAUGGAGCGCCAGCAGCGGGAUGAACAAGAACGAGGAGGCCGAUGACGUGAACAUUGUCCAGACCAGCAGGCAUGGCUUCUUCUCAUCGGCUUCUACUAAAAGGGCAUGUGACUUUACUUCUGGGAGAUGGGUUUAUGACCAAUCCUAUCCUCUUUACGACUCCAAUUGCCCUUACCUCACCACCGCCGUCACCUGCCAGAAAAACGGUCGCCCUGAUUCCGACUACCAGAAGUGGAGGUGGAAGCCCCAUGGCUGCUCUGUUCCAAGGUUUGAUGCCCUGAAGUUUCUAGGGAAAAUGAGGAGGAAGAGAGUAAUGUUGGUGGGUGAUUCGAUAAUGAGGAAUCAGUGGGAAUCUCUGGUGUGUUUGGUCCAAGGGGUUAUUCCGACUGGCCGUAAAUUGGUGUCCUAUGAUGGCCCUUCCAUGGCCUUCCAUGCUAUGGAUUACGACGCAACGAUCGAGUUCAGCUGGGCUCCCCUGCUGGUGGAGCUGAAGAAAGGGUCUGGCAACAAGCGGAUUCUGCAUCUGGACAUGAUUGAAGAGAAUGCCAGAUACUGGAGAAAUGUCGACUUCCUCGUCUUCGACUCUGCUCAUUGGUGGACUCAUUCCGAGGCUUGGAGCUCGUGGGACUAUUACAUGGUAGGGAAGACGAUGUACCAAAAAAUGAACCCAAUGGUUGCUUACCAAAAGGGUUUGACAACAUGGGCGAAAUGGAUCGACCUCAAUCUCGAUCCGAGCAAAACCAAAGUCGUUUUUCGGACCAUGUCUCCUAGACACAACAGGGAGAAUGGGUGGAAGUGCUACAAGCAGAAGAAGCCAUUGCCGUACAUGAGCCACAGGCAUGUGCCAGAACCGGUGGUGGUGGUGAAAGAGGUGGUGAAGAAGAUGAGGUUCCCAGUGUAUUUGCAGGACAUCACAUCGAUGUCGGCUCUGCGGAGAGACGGGCAUCCUUCGGUGUACAGAAUAACCCAAGAGGAGAAGAACAAGAAGAAGCGACUACAGAAGGAUAUAUCGUCGGAUUGCAGCCACUGGUGCCUCCCUGGUGUCCCUGAUAUCUGGAAUGAAAUGCUGGCUUCUCUGAUGUAGCUAGCGCACGUUUUAAAUUUAGAAGAAUGUGGUGUUGUUUGUUCAUCAUAACUUUAUCCAGAGACUCUUUUAUUUAGUAAAUCAUAUCCGUACUUCUACACUAUCUAGUAUGGUGCAUAUGAAAUUGAUCACAAUUUCACAAAGACCAGGACUUACAUGAAAGGUACCAGACAAACAAAAUACAGUAUACUGUUGAAGAUGGCAAGUUUCAGAGCUUAAAAUGCUGCAAUGCAGGUUUUCCAUCAAGGCCUUUCCCAAUGAAAUGAGAUUCGUAAUCGGCAAUUGUAGUUUCCCUGUAUUUCGGAGGAUCGUCUUCUGAUAACAACUCUUUUAUAGGUCCGUACUUUCUAAGGAUUCGACGAAAACCCAGUGGUGAAAAAGGAUGCUACAGAAACUCUCGGUCUAAUGCUCUUACUAAUCACCCUAUGCUCCACGCUUACGAACUUGUCAUUCGAUAUCAGCUGGAGCAAAUCACUAAUGUUAACCACCAGAGCUCCAGGUAGAGGUGGCACAUCAACCCAUUGAUUCUGAUGAAGAACUUGAAGACCUCCAACAUGGUCUUGUAGCAGCACCGUAAUGAAG